ACCUUCCCUGCCCAGACCGUCUCGUUUGCCCAGCACACUGUGCAGUGACUGCAAGUGCAGUCCACACCCUCCCACCCACCCACACCCUUAUGCGAUGCGCCCGCCAUUUAGACCAGCCCGGGCAGCCCAGCCCAUUGAAAUAAACCUCCCACCCUCCCAGGCUUUUGGGAUGGAUUCCCUCUCCAUUUCUUCACAUCCAGCCCAACCUGCCGACUACUGCUGCCCCACUCCCAAGCAAGCAAGACCUUCGACGCGGACAAACACGUUUAUUACUGCUGCCGACUCUCGAUCCAGGAGACCGAGUUCGAGAUUCCUAGACAUUGUGUGUUCUACCUGUCUCCCUUGACUAGCCGUAACCGCGACUCCAGACCACCAAACCACCAGACCAUCGUCCAAUGUCGCUGGUCGACCGCUCCCUCCCAUUCAGGCGCGUGUACUCUUCCCCCCCAACUUUUGGCGAGCCCAUCUUCGACGAUUUCUGCGACAUGGACGACCACGAGUCAAUGGCGCCGAGCCCGAAGCGGGCGAGGCCAAGUGACGAAGCCCCUGCACUCCCACAGAAGAGCGCACUCAGGGCAUCACGACUGGUUGACAACCUGGGACUCAAGCUCGGAGGCUCUCUCGAGGCCAUAGAGUCGGGACAAGCUACCCCCUUGGACGUCUACCUUUCGUCAGAAGAGGACGCCUCAUCAGACGCCGAUGACUUUUCAGAUUAUGACUACGACUCCAGCAACGACGACCCGUCCUCGCCUACACGGCGGAGCAGCCACGAGGUCACGGCUCGGGUUGUGUCGGUGGUGUUCUCGGGCAAGCCGCUUAUCGUCGACCUGACAGAACUACGGAGGAGGUCCAUAUCCCCCAACUCUGUCGGCACGAGGACACGAUCAAGCACAGUCUCGUCCAAUGCUCCCACGCUUGACCGGUCGGUCACACCUGAGAGCUCCGUCUCUUCACCAGUUCAGCAGACCCCCGAAAGGGAAAACAGCAUAUCCGACGCGGUGGCCAGAAAGAAGCCGCUUUUCCUAAACAUCGACCCAUUCGCCAAUGGCAGCACAUACUCACUUGAGCUUUCUAACAAGACUGCCCACAGCAAUGGGCUAGAGCAGGACAACACUAGCAGCCCUGUGCGGCCACCGAGGACGCCAACACAACUCUUUAAGGGCGUCACCAGAACAUUUAGCCUCGUUAGGAAGAGAAGCCGGCCAACCUUAAAUACAAGUAGCAAUCUCUCACAGGCACCGCGCGAUCCUUUUUCAUCAACCUCUUCUCCGAGGAGCUCGCUUAAUACGGGUCCGGCAGCGGCAGCGGCUGCGGCGGCGGCAGAACCAGAAGCGGCGGCGGCAGAGCAACAGCCAACUACGCCCCAAACGCCCGUCACGUACAACGAUAUUCUUAGAGCGGUUAAGAAGAAUGCCAUAAUGAUGCCAGGUGUCUCGUCGGCGCAGCAACAAGAGCAAAUGAUUUCGCCAGUGUCGCCAAGCCAGGCGCCCAAGAGGGGCAUCCUCAGCGGAUUGGCCUCGAGGCGACGGAGCAUCAAGAUGACAGGAAAACUCCUUUGA
This is a messenger RNA of Lasiosphaeria miniovina, 1559 nucleotides long. RefSeq lists its product as uncharacterized. The record is from RefSeq and is a predicted model, not a curated record. NCBI's taxonomy places the organism in Eukaryota, Fungi, Ascomycota, Sordariomycetes, Sordariales, Lasiosphaeriaceae. The transcript is spliced from 2 exons. Bases 396 to 1559 code for a protein of 387 amino acids.